AUGACUACUCCACACGGACCUAAUAUUUCGGGCUUCUCAAGAAGCUAUAUUAAAAAACUUCCUGCAUAUAUAACAUACGAAAAAUUCGAAACAAAUAAGGGUUCUAGUGAUUAUAGUAUCAAGUGUGAUUCAUUAAAAUCCACUGGAGACCAAGCUAAAGAGCUAUGUGAAAAAUUUGCAGUGAAUUUGCAAUCUAUAUGUAAAACAGGGAGUACUACUAGUUCUCCUUCUUCUACUUUGCCUACUCCUACUGCCGGUGCUUCUGGAACUAGUACUACGGGAAAUAGUAUUAAUUUAUCUGAAGCUAAAGCCAACUGUUUAUUACUUAAAUAUUGGUUAUUUAACGAAAUAAGAAAACUAAAUCUAGGUGGUAAUGAAAAAAAAGACAAGAAUCUGGAUACGCUUAUUCAUAUAAUUUAUUAUUUACAAUUCGAAAUUUAUACAAAAAAUGGUAAUAAGUUUUACUGUUUUAAUGAUAUAUAUGAAUAUCUUGACAACUGGGAGGAAGAAAAGUUUUUGUAUGAAUAUUUUAUGAAUGUCCCUAAAAUCGAAUGUAUUAAUAAGAAUAAUGGAACUGAUUGCAAAGCUUAUGAGAAAUACGUUAAUCGUGUUAAAACAUAUUAUAAUGAAAAAAAAAAAAGAAUUAUGCUGUAG
Molecule: messenger RNA, 654 nt
Organism: Plasmodium cynomolgi strain B
Lineage: Eukaryota; Apicomplexa; Aconoidasida; Haemosporida; Plasmodiidae
Product: CYIR protein
Exons: 2
Coding region: 1-654 (217 amino acids)
Source: RefSeq, a predicted model, not a curated record